Messenger RNA from Daldinia decipiens, 4596 nucleotides. RefSeq lists its product as uncharacterized. The coding region runs from base 1 to 4596 and encodes 1531 amino acids. The record is from RefSeq and is a predicted model, not a curated record. The transcript is spliced from 4 exons. Lineage: Eukaryota; Fungi; Ascomycota; Sordariomycetes; Xylariales; Hypoxylaceae. Gene Ontology annotation, molecular function: protein binding.
AUGUCUAAAGGGCAACUUCAUUUCCAGGGGAUGUGGGAGGAUGAAAUGAAACGCUUUCAGGAGCUUACAGGUAAAAAACUCCUAGCGAACAUUCCUAAGUCCCCAGAAAUUCUCCAAGAAAAGUUCGAUGAAUUAUUCAAGAACGACGAGCAAGAAACAUAUAGAACUUCGCAAGCGAAGAAAAUAGGCAUGAAUAUAAUAUCGUGCGUGAAGUUGUUAGGAGGAGUUGCUGCGCUAGGGGCUUCGAUUGUAUUCCCACCCGCAGAGCUCUGUUUCAAAGCCAUCUCUCUGUUGCUAGAUGUCCCGAAAGAUAUUAGUGACAUGCAUGGAGAAAUCAGGGACGUAUUUGCACAGAUAGGUCCGACCCUCUCGCGAUUUAGAAUCUAUGCGAGAAUCGAAAAAUUCGAUAUGAUUGAUGAAGGCUUACUCCAAUCUGUUCACGAAGUUAUGAUUUGCUUCGUAGACAUUUGCGCUCUGUGCAUAAAUGUUCAAUAUGGCGGCAGAUGGAAGAAUCUGAAGGAAAAGACGAAACGAGUCCUUUUCGAUAAUAAAGAGGUUGCCGACGGCCUCAGGCAGUUUGAAGACUUCGUACAGCAGCAGCAGAAUAUACAGAAUACCGUCGCGCUUGAAUUCAUUAUGAAAAGCGAUAGGGGUAUUGUUGAACUAUUGACCAAAGCCUGUGAUACUGGAGGGCGCGUGAAGAAUAUCGAAGCCAAUGUAGGAAUCCUAACAGAUGCAGAGAAGAAAAGAACAUCGGAGAAGGCGACAAGAGAGUAUCUUUCCAAGAUAAAAGCCAAGAUCGGCAUCUCAGACGAGGAACAAAACGCUUCUAAGACCACUUACGAAGAUAUAUGGAAAAGUACACAUCCAAGAAGUGGGAACUGGUUUAAGGAGAUCAAAAGCUAUACGAACUGGGCUGAUAGCUCUCGUGAAGGCUCAAGUCCUCUUCUUUUCUUAACCGGGCCUCCAGGUUCAGGAAAGACAUUUUCCGUUUCCGCCAUCAUCCAUCAUCUGCAGUCAAAGUAUAGUUCGACUGAAUCAGCCAACAAAUGCCUGGUAGCAUAUCAUUUCUUUCCCGCUCGAACGGGAAAAAGUGGCGACGAUAGGCAACCGGUAGAGACUGCCUUGAAGUCACUGGCCCUACAACUAGUCGAGCAAGACAGCGCACAUGCAAAGAUUGUAUCCAGUGCUUGCUCUGACGUUACAAAGGAUGAGAAGUUCUUCAAAAACGCAAAAUGCAUGGAUCUUUGGAAUGUCCUGAAACUCGGUUCUCCGAUGCGGAAGACGACGCACUUUAUUAUUUUCGACGGCCUCGAUUAUCUCACCGUGAAAGAAGUAGACAUGUUGCUGGAAAUGAUAGGGACUUUGCAGGACACAUUACUGCCCGAGAAUGACUCAGGGUCGGUGAAGAUCCUCGUGUGUGGCCAUCCCAAGUUCUUUGAGUCUGGAUUUAUCAAGUUAGACCGGCUCCCACCAUCUACUAUAGAGGUUAUGGACCAUAUCCAGGGAGAGAUGCGUAUGUAUCUAAACCACGAGCUUCAGACUGCGGAACUAUUUCAAGGUCGAGACCAGAAAACUCUCUACCAGAAGAAGGAGAUUCAUAGGAUGCUUCUAGAGCAACCGGAUUGCAGCUUCUACACCAUCCAAGAAGCUCUUAGCGAUAUCAAAGAGCUCGUAUCGUCAGGUGGAUCGGAAGCAGAACUUAUGAAGCUCCUAGCCAGGUUUAGCUUGGACCCUAUAGCAAGACUGAAGGAGGAUAUUAACAAGUUGGAGGCUCAAUUGAAAGGUAGACAGGUGGAUGAAAUAAAUGAACUCCUCGCGUGGGUUAUCUUCGGGAAACGGGUUCUCACGAUUGAGGAGUUAGAAGCUGCGUUUUUCCUGCGAUUUAAGAGAGACAUUAUCGGACGACUUGAUAGAUAUAUCGACACAAAGUUCUCGAAGGUACUCAAAGUAGGAUCAGAUAGCCGAGUCAGGUUGCAAGAUGAAGAGAUUGCCGAUUGCGUGGUGAAGCAACGAGAAACCCCUCGGAUGACAGACGAUCCGCCAAGGAUCAGCGCUACUAUCACCAUUACCAACGUAAACCGCACGACCGUUCAACGGUUUCUAUGGGAUCUCAAUACCUAUUCAACCCUGGAGAAAUUCUCUUUCCAACAAGGCUCAGGCAACUCAAAUUCCCCGAAGGGCCACAUACAAGUCAAUGAGGUUGACUCCCAUCUCGAUGUUGUGAAACUGACGUUCGAGUUCCUUCGCGGACCCGUAGAUUCAAGGACCCAACCUAUCGGCCAGUAUUUGCUACGCUAUCUUCCAGACCAUCUCAAAGUCUUGCACGAAGCCACCGGCUUAGACGUCAUUGGGCCAAAUGACAAGAGGGAUAUUGGGAAGGGAAUUUAUGACCUCUUCGACGAUGUAGAGAUAAUUGAAAGACAUUGGGAUAGCUGUGAAGCGGUGAUAUGGUUUGGAAACCCCGAGCAAAUAUCGGUGUUCUGGAAAUGGCUACAAGACCCAGUAGCCAUCAGCAGCUUAUCGAGAAAUGACAAGAAGCUCUUGGUUGAAGCGAGAUCAGACGAAAAUCCCGACCGUAAACUACUCACCCCCCUUUUGACACAUAUAGCCCGCAUUUGGUUGCAAACUCGAAAGGGGACACCCAUUGUUGCGUUCGACUGGAUACGCGGGUUUCUUUCCUUGGGUACAUCCAAGAACGAUGACGACGGCGAUGGAAAAGAGAACAAAACGUCGAACGAUACGAAUGCUGGCGAAUCAGCAGAACCUUCGCGUUACGACAAAGACUUGGAAGCAGUAGAAAUGGCUGAGAAAUGGGCCGAGACUGUGCUUGGACCUCCAGAAAGUAAAUCACUAUGGUACGAGCGACUGGGAGAGACGUUUAGAAACAUGGGGGAUUAUACAAAAGCACAUGCCUAUUUCAUAACGGCAGCUGAAAUGCCUGACGCAAAUUGGACAGCGUUCGAAGGCUCAGCCGUAUGUUACUAUCAUAAAGACGACGUAGUUAAUGCGUGUAUUAUCAUGAAGAAGGCUGAAGAAAUACUGGAGCGCCAGGGAGAGUCCGGAAAGUCCGACUUGAUUGAGAUUCGAAUGCGUCUCGCAGGAUGGCAUGACAGCCUCCAACAACCAGACGACGCUCUACGCUGCUGCGAAGCUGCCUACAAUAUAGACCCCAGCAAUACGAAGGCGCAGUGUCUCUUAAUGAGACAGUACCUUAAACACGAGAAAAAGACGGAGGCUCAACAGAUCCUAUCCAAAGCUGCGGCAUGCGACCCAAGCGAGCUCAGGCCUAUGCUGGAAUUCAUCGUGGAAGAGGAGGAAGACGAAGAGCCAUAUCCAUCCUUCUUCUGGAAUAUUAUCCGCAACUGCGAGUCGGUAGGCUCUUUGGAUAUCCUCUUACAGGAUCUGGAGACUGCCAUCAGCGAUACUAAAGCGGACGGGAACUACUAUCAUAUGUCCCACUUCUUGCUCUACAAAGGUCUAGCUGCAUACCAUCGCGGGAAUAUCGACGUGUCCGCCGCAAGGUUAGCACCGAGCUUCUGGGAGCAAUGCUGCCUUGUCGUUAGAGAGAACCUGACGUGGCGCUGGGAUCAAGUUCGCAUAUUCAGCAGAGCAAGCCGGGUGCUAAGCUCGCACCAUUUCGAAAAGCUGAGGGAAACGCCAGAAAGCGAAAGACAUGUCGUAGAGCUAGAGCGUCUGGUGACCGAGCAAUAUCAGAUCAACCCAGGUAUGUCUGCUGCUAAAUGCUACUUGGCAGCUUACUACACAUCGCGGAAAGAGAAGGACAAGGCUAGGAAAGUCUUCCUAUCUGACAUGGGGACGGCUUUCCGGAUGCUCUCCGAUAACACGUCUAUAAACGACUGGGAGGGAUACACUAUCCUCGCCGGCAUCAUGCUCUACACCGGCGACGAGCAGAACUCAACGGCAGCAUUCUGGCAACUAGCGCCAGCCGUAAUCAACGCGGAUAUCCUAGAAGCACUACUAAAAUCCGAGGAAUCCAUUAGCGAACCCGUAGUCAGAGAGAUCUUACGCGCCUUCAACUCCGAUAUUCACCAAGAACACGACCCAGAAAAAUCGAUCAAACUCCUAAUCGACGAGGCGAGCAACCUGGCCAGACUAGCGGCAGAGAAAGACGAAGGACCCCUCGACAAGCAAUACCUCGCCGCGCGCUCGCUCCUCGAGGCGCACGAGCUGGUGAUACAGCAGGGCUUCCACUACACGUGCGACGGUUGCGAGAGCCGGCGCUGGGGCUUUGAAAACGCGACAAACCCGUGCAAGUUCUGCUACGGCACGGGGUUCUGCGACCGCUGCCUCGCCAACCUGAAGGCAUCCCCGGCCGGACAAUGGCACGUGUGCAAUCCGCACCACGAAUGGCUUCGCCUGCCAAGAUGGGACGUGGAUAGAUACGUGCGGGCCUGUAAGCGGGUUGUGCAAACCCCCCUGCUGCCCCGGGAUCGAGAAGCUUCCGAGGUGGCGGCUGUGACUUGCAGUGCUCCGGAAUGGCUGGCUAAGCUGAGGGCUGACUGGGGGCUGUCGAGUGAAGACUGGCCGGACUCGAUUUUCGUGCAGCCGCUUUCGCGAAGUUUGCAUGAGUAG